Messenger RNA from Fusarium vanettenii 77-13-4, 420 nucleotides. RefSeq lists its product as uncharacterized. Bases 1 to 420 code for a protein of 139 amino acids. The record is from RefSeq and is a predicted model, not a curated record. NCBI's taxonomy places the organism in Eukaryota, Fungi, Ascomycota, Sordariomycetes, Hypocreales, Nectriaceae. The transcript has a single exon.
AUGUCGACAGCAAUCGCCAGGCCGGUGACGCCCGAGACACGACGUCAGGAGGACGACAUUAUCUUUAGCACACCCACAACCGGCGCAGACCUGGAGCUGAGGAUGGUGCUCCUAAUCCAGCGCCACGACGCUGACCCGUGGGAACCCAGCACGCCUAAAUGCAGUGCAGACAUUGAACAGCAAAUUAUCGAACUCAAGAAGAGACGCGAUGGCUUUUUUGAUGACCUUUGUGUCAUCAUGAGAAAGGCUGGCAAGAGAAUGGACGACCAGCAGGCGCAGAUCAAAGAGCAACAACAAAUUCGAGACCGCCUCCUCGCCGAGUUGGCCGACCUGGAAGAUGAGAGUGAACAAACGGACCACGUUGAAGAAACUGAGCCCGUCCAGUCUCUUUCGGUGUAUGAGCGCAUACUUCUUCAUUGA